GGAAGAAUCAGUUUUAACCCAACUCCUAGGACCCAGGAUCCAAACGAUGUUAAACCUAAUAUUUAUUAUUUCACGCUCUGCCGUGUGACUUGCACAAACCCCAUCAACCACCGGGUGAGACCGGCCAUAGCACAAAUCCCUCCGAUUCCGGUGAUAGAUCUGCACGCUGCAGUAACUUAGUGCUAUUCUGCAGCAACUCAGCCGCGACUGUGCACGUCUUCGCCGCCGUUCUGCCGCAACUUCGUCGCUGAUCUGGUGCAACUCUGCGACGACUCUACCGCUGUCUUCUGUAACUGCGCAGUGAGUCCGCGGAUGAUUCUCCACUGAUCUGCUGAGUUAAGGUAGAAACCAGCAUACAUGUUCACCAAUGACCGGAGGCAACAAGAACGGACAGGGAGAUAUGGAACUUCCAGAGUGGAAUUCCUUCAGGAAUUGGUGACUCAGUUUCAGAACACAUCUGCAGAUGAACCAAGAGAGAAGAUUUUGGCAAAUUUGGCCAACUUUGCCUAUGAUCCUUACAACUACAACUUCUUGCGUCAGCUUAACGUUUUGGAACUUUUCAUUGACUGCUUAACGGAACCGAAUGAAAAGCUUGUAGAAUUUGGUAUAGGAGGGAUCUGCAAUUCGUGUGUUGAUCCUGCCAAUUCCGCAAUUGUAACUGAGUUUGGUGGGAUACCCCCAAUAAUUCAAUGUUUAUCAAGCCCAGUUAGGAACACUGUAAAUUAUGCACUUGGGGCACUUUAUUAUAUCUGUAACGAUUUUAACAAGGAGGAGAUUUUAAAGCCCGAAGUUAUUGACAUCAUUAAAAGGUAUGCAGCCGCCGAAGAUGUUAGUGUGAGUUUCAGUAAUCUGGCUAAAGCUUUUCUGAAUAAACAUCUAUCAGGGAACGACUGAGAAACAGAAUUUAAACUUUUUUGCUCACAAUUUACACUACCUUCUACAAUUAAGUAUGUACUGUUAUUCAAACUGUGAGUCUUGUCUUACACAGAUGAAAACAAUUGCUUUUAGGGCGUCCUCCGAGUAUGUGUGCAAACAAACACAUUUAUUCCCGUGUUCUGGGUUGAAUUUGAGUAUUGGUAUCAUUGUAUAUUCGAAUGGUGGUGUAGAAUUUAAGAAAUGGACAUGAUUUCAGAAUA
Vigna angularis (adzuki bean) is the source of this 1136-nucleotide messenger RNA. RefSeq lists its product as uncharacterized. The record is from RefSeq and is a predicted model, not a curated record. The transcript has 6 exons. NCBI's taxonomy places the organism in Eukaryota, Viridiplantae, Streptophyta, Magnoliopsida, Fabales, Fabaceae. The coding region runs from base 358 to 894 and encodes 178 amino acids. Gene Ontology annotation, molecular function: protein binding.